CAACCGUACAAAGAAAUCAGCCAUUCAUACAAAAUAAGUGUUUAACAAAAACGCGGUUUACCAUGUAUUGAUUUUUAGCAAAUGCUGAUUCACACAGUGUUAAAUCUAUACAUUCGUUAAUGAUUGAUAGACUUGUUUAGCGAUAUAGUGUCUGUCGUUCUUGAGGAUAAAACUACGACAAUACGAUAUUAGUAAGCGAAAAAUGACAACACUAAGAAACAUUCAGAUAGUCAUUUUAUUGGCAGCAGUCUGCUUAACACAGGAGCCUGAGUGUUCGAGGUUUUACUAUGAGGAAAAGUUGUUGGAGAAAGUGAUCAGAUCGGAAAUCAAGAUGGAAGCGUUUGGCGAUUCAUUGAAAGAGGCAACAAACUUAAUGGAUGUACAGAUGCAGAAAAUUACAGAGUUAACAAAAAAAGUGGAAAACCAACAGCAAGAAAUUGAAUCAUUGAAGUACGUAAAGAGCAGUGGUUUAUACACGAGAUGGGGACGGCGGUCAUGCCCUGGAAAUACUGAGCUGGUGUACGAAGGGUUUGCUGGCGGCGGACAUUACACGCACACAGGGGCAAGCAGUAACUACAUUUGUCUGCCAAAGGACCCUAUCUUUGAAAGAGAUGGACGGAGAGCGACUAACGUUAACAAUGUUUACGGUGCUGAGUAUGAAACAAAUACUGCAACGUUUCACUCGAGUUUACAUGACGAAGACGUUCCCUGUGCCGUCUGCCGUGUUGUAGGAAGAAGCGUUGUCAUGAUUCCAGCGAGGAAUGCUUGUUAUAGUGGAUGGCAAACGGAGUACUCUGGCUACUUGAUGUCGGCUUAUCACAGCCACGCUGGGAACAAGGAACUCGUUUGCAUGGACGGAAAUCCUGAAAAGGCGGAAGGAAGUGAUGCUGGUGAUCAAAAUGGUGCCCUGUUUUACUUUGCUCUAGCUUUUUGUGGUUCUUUAAAAUGUCCCCCAUAUAGCGAGAACAAGGCGUUAACAUGUGUGGUGUGUUCGAAAUAGAUGGAAGACGGUCUUAUUGACGUGGCAUGGAAAUGCGACGUCAGUUUGGAAUAGGUUUCAAUGUUGUAUCAUGGAGGAUCACGUGAUCAAAAUGGACCAGCCAACAUUGUUAUUGUAAAAUAAAAUUAUAAAAUAUGUUUGAUAAAAAGCAACCUUUAUAAAUGAACAAUUGUAUAGCCUUAUAAAAGAAAAAAGAAACACAAAGAUUAAAGCUGCACUCUCACAGAUUGAACGUUUUGACAACUCUUUUAUAUUUUUUGUCUUGGAACGAGCCAAUUUUUGCGAACAUCCACGGAAACCAGUUAUAUAAGAAUGCUGACAAAAAGUUAGAUCGCAGAUGUUUAUAUUAAAGUUCUAAAAAUGAUGUUUUAUGCAUUUUUCUUAAACCGUUUGUAAAGGUUUAAGCCAUAAAAUUAUUUUUCGAACAGACAUAUGAAAAUCACGAUCUGAUUUUUGUCAGCAAUCUUAUAUUAUUGGUUUGCAGAUAUUUACGCAAAAAUUUGCUCUUUCCAAGACAAAAAAUAAAAAAAAGUUGUAAAAUUGGUAUAUCUGUGAGAGUGCAUCUUUGAAAUGAACGUAUGACUUAAACCGUUACUUCAAACUUUUGGACACAUUUAGUGGGUAUUUAAUAACUUGUCCUGUUUAUAGCUUGGUUUACGAAUCUUAGGACCCGAUUCAUCAAAGCUCCGGAGUCUUUAUAUGUGUAAGGCUUACACAACUAUUGAGCAUGACUAUUAAUCUGUUUUUGAAAGACCUACCCAAUCCCGAACAUUCACCUGGACCAGGUUAAGGAGUGUACAUUGGAUUGUAAUGAAAUAGUCUUGAUUACUGUACAUAGUAAACUUUCAAACCAGUUCUUUACCUGUGCCUUUAGAAACAAGACACCCUGCAGCUCGUGAUCCGUUUGUCCUAUUGUUCCAUUUCAUGUAACGUGACCGAAUUCAAUGUCAUGGGGAAAUGUGUAUAACUAAACUGAAAAGAAGGUUCGGAGGACGUUUUGCUUAUUUAAAAUAUUCUGAUAUUUCAUAAAUGGGUAAACUUGAAAAUUCAGUUACAAUUCAUUACACAUAACAGUAUGAAAUAUAUAAAGUAGGAACUGUACGUAGCCUAACUAUGCAAUACGCAUGGCAGUAUACUUGUCUAAUUACCCUCCUUUACUUCAAUUAAUAUAAUUUAGCUUUCUAUUAAAAUAUUUUAUGAAAUAACAGUGUGAGUAUGAUCAUUUUGUUUAAAAAUAUUUUAAACGAAAUACUUCGUAGUUUUAAUAUGAAAAGUAUUAGUAUAUAAAGCAACAUGGUAUACUUAGCAUUAGCGUUGAGAAUCGGACAGAAAAAUUAUUAUCGAUAAUCGGUUCAUGAAACCGAUCAAUGAUCGAUUAUUAAUCGAUUAAAUAAUAGUUUAAUAAUUUUUGGUCAUCACAUUUAAGGCAUGCAGAUACAGUACAUGCACCAUGUUUAAGCACCAAUGUUCCCUUACAAUAUUGUUUGUACAUUUCUUUGUAUAAAUUACAUUAUUUAUUCAGAAGGCAACUACCUUUUAGUGUUUACGAUUUAGUAUUACAGUGAAACUGCGUUCCCUCAAACAAGCGGUCGUUCGAGAACCGGCGUUCCCUCGAGGUCGGAGCUAAGUCCCGAACUUUUUUUCUUCUAUUUUCAUAUAAAAUAUACCCACGCUGCAUCGAAACCUAAUUAUGCGAGCAGUCGAGCAAUAUCCUCGGUCCCAAGUACACAAAUCGUGCACAAAACCUUAUGGCUCCCUCGUGGACAUAAUUUCACACUUUUUUCCCAAACGCGUGUUCCAAAAUUAACAAACAAUUGCUAGGUGUUAAAAUUUUCGCAAGUUGUAAAAAUUGCAAUGACAGUUGAAAGGCAAUUUGAUAAUGUGUGAAAAACCGUUUUUCACUAUUAACGCAUGACCGAUAUUAGUUUAUAUGGGCAUUUGAGAUGAUAAUUAUGAGAAGUUAACGCUUUAGAUGUGGUCAGAAACCGACAAGAUGCGCCAAUCAACAAUCCUUGAUUUUGCGAAACUUAAAUCUGACUAAUGCCACAAUAUGUACUGUCAUUCAAAUGUUGCUUGUUACGAAAAUGUGCUUUUUUGUUAAAAUAAACAUUUCUAUUUAUUCAUUUAUUGUUUUUUCUUCUGCGUUUUACAUUUAUUUAGUUUACGUCAACCUUUGAACAUAUUAGCGAUUUUUACAAUGCAACACAUAAUCGGUGUCUUAGUAAACAGUCUGUUUAACGACUUCAAACUUAAAAUGCAUUGAAAAAUAUUUCAUAUCAAACUGGAAAAUUGAAAAUCGGGUCGUUCGAAACAUCGGUUCGAUCGCAGUUUUACUGUAAUUACAAAACAUGAUACCACAUGCUAUAUAUUUGGUUUACAUUUAGUAUGGCAUACAUGUGUAAAAUAAACCAAAAAAUAAGAUAUCACAAUUGUAAAAUAAACCAAAUGAAAGAUA
Molecule: messenger RNA, 3455 nt
Organism: Mya arenaria
Lineage: Eukaryota; Metazoa; Mollusca; Bivalvia; Myida; Myidae
Product: short-chain collagen C4-like
Exons: 2
Coding region: 203-1000 (265 amino acids)
Source: RefSeq, a predicted model, not a curated record